Molecule: messenger RNA, 1863 nt
Organism: Eutrema salsugineum
Lineage: Eukaryota; Viridiplantae; Streptophyta; Magnoliopsida; Brassicales; Brassicaceae
Product: putative auxin response factor 14
Exons: 14
Coding region: 1-1863 (620 amino acids)
Biological process (GO): regulation of DNA-templated transcription; response to hormone
Cellular component (GO): nucleus
Molecular function (GO): protein binding; DNA binding
Source: RefSeq, a predicted model, not a curated record
AUGGCGAAUAACCAAGUUAUGGAUGCAGAAUAUGAAUUUCCAGGUAUAGAUAAUUCAAAAAGCUAUUUGUAUGAUGAGUUGUGGAAGCUAUCUGCUGGACCUUUGUUUGAUCUUCCAAAAUUUGGAGAAAAAGUUUAUUACUUUCCGCAGGGACACAUUGAACAUGUUGAAGCACAUACAAAAGAUGAAUUAUCUCAACUGAGACCAAUUUUUGAUAUUCCUUCGAAAAUUGGAUGCAAUGUUAUGGACAUUCAACUUAAGGUGGAGAACGAGACAGAUGAGAUUUUUGCAAAAAUUGCUUUGUUACCAGAUACAGCUGAAGUUGAAAUCCCUAUUUCUAAUGUCAAUCAUGAAAGGAGAAAAGUUAGUUCUUUCAUAAAAGUUUUAACUGCUUCUGAUACUAGCACACACGGCGGAUUAUCUGUAAUAAAAAGACAUGCUGUCGAGUGUCUUCCCCCAUUGGAUAUGUCUCAGCCGACACCAAGUCAAGAAAUAGUUGCUAAAGAUCUUCAUGGUUGUGAAUGGAGAUUUAAACAUGUCUUUAGAGGCUCUCCAUUGAGGCAUAUUUUCACAACUGGUUGGAGUGCGUUCGCGACAUCGAAAAGAUUGGUCACUGGUGACUCUUUUAUAUUCCUUAGAGGAGAGAAUGGAGAGUCACGAGUUGGAAUCAGAAGAGCAGUUCAUCAACAACGCAGUAUACCUUUAUCGAUAAUUUCAAAAGAGAUUAUGCACCAUGGAAUAACUGCUUCGACAAUGAAUGCUAUUAAUACUAAAUCUAUGUUCAUUGUAUAUUGUAAGCCAAGGUCGAGCCAAUUCGUCGUCAAUUUCGACAAAGUUGUAGAUGCAGUGAACAAUAAAUUUUAUGUAGGUUCAAGAUUUACGAUGCAGUUUGAAGAUUAUGAUUUUACAAUUAUAAGAUAUUCUGGAACAGUAAUUGGCAAGAAAGAUUUAUGCUCUCAUUGGCAGGAUUCAGAAUGGCGAUGCCUAGAAGUGCAAUGGGAUGAGCCUGCAUUAAUUCCAAGACCAAAUAAGGUUUCACCAUGGGAAAUCGAGCAUAUGGGAUCUUUAUCAAACGUUCACCAGUCAGCUUUGCUCAAAAACAAACGUUCACGCAAAGCUAAAGAAACCAGUUCAAAUCUGUGGAAUCCUACAUUGACUCAAGGCCAAGAAAUUGGACAGUCAAGCACGAAUUUUUUGAUGACUGUUCCUCAGCUUAGUUAUUGUGACGCAACUGAUGAUUCAAAAAUUCCAUCUGGUUUGGCGAUCAGCUACUCAGUCCCUACCAUGUCCAAAACAAACUAUAACAACCAAAUGGUUAUGUCAAUGAAAGAAAAGAUGACAACUGCUGCCACCACUGCUAAUAACAGAUUGUUUGGAGUUGAUCUGACGUCUCCAAAAGAAAUAGAAGAUCCUAUGAGACAGACUGAGGAAAACAAUUGUGACCAAAUCCGAACCCAGACAUCGCCAAAAGAAAUCCAAAGCAAGUCUACUAGAAGCCGAACCAAGGUUCAGAUGCAAGGUGUAGCCAUAGGAAGAGCUGUGGAUUUAACUAUUCUUGAUGGAUACAAUCAGUUGAUCGACGAACUGGAGAAACUCUUUGAUCUCAAAGACGAGCUGCGUACACGCAAUCAAUGGGAAAUAAUUUUCACUGAUGAUGAGGGAGAUAUGAUGCUUGUUGGAGAUGAUCCAUGGCCUGAGUUUUGCAACAUGGUAAAGAAAAUGUUUAUAUGCUCAAAAGAGGAGGUCAAGAUCAUGAAAUCAGGAAAGAAAUUCUUGGAAGGUGAUUCAGCCUUAACCGCAGCAAUGUUAACAUGUUCUGAUGUAACACCUGACGUCAAAACAGGUAAUAACCUCUCUAAUUAA